This is a messenger RNA of Metarhizium brunneum ARSEF 3297, 462 nucleotides long. RefSeq lists its product as uncharacterized. Lineage: Eukaryota; Fungi; Ascomycota; Sordariomycetes; Hypocreales; Clavicipitaceae. The record is from RefSeq and is a predicted model, not a curated record.
AUGAACGUUCAGAGCUUCCCACGGCCGCCCCGACUGGAGAAAAUAUCUCGACAUCUACUGGUCGUGUACAAGGGGCAAACGAUUGCUGAGACCAAAGAGGCGUUUUGGGCUUUGGAGACUCACCAUCCGCCAACUUACUAUCUCCCACCGUCAUCUGUUCGGAUUCCCCUGGCUACGACUGCGAAGAAGACAUUCUGCGAAUGGAAAGGAUUUGCAACCUACUACAUGGCCCAACUCAGCGAUGGUAAAACCGUCUGCAACCGGAUAUGGUCGUAUGACCAACCCGCCUCGCCAUUUGAACCCAUUCAGGGAUAUCUAUCCUUUUACGCCGAGCCUUGGGAGUGUUUUGUCGACGGCGAGAAAGUCGAGCCGCAGCCUGGAGACUUUUAUGGCGGAUGGGUGACUUCCGAGAUUGAAGGCAUCGUUAAGGGUCGGUCUGGUAAUCUGGACCCAAUAGUUUGA